AUGGUAAAAGACAAAAUUGAAGAAAAUUCAACUCUCUUUGAACCUUCCGAAGCUGCGAAUCAUCAUGAUGAUCAUAAUCCGUUGAAUACUCAGUUGAAAAAAAGGAAGGUAGAAUGUUUGAAUGAUGCUACUGGGAUCGGAGAUGAAAAUUAUGAGAAAGGAACCAUUCAAAAUUUAGAAACGAAUUUAAAUUCGUGCAAUGUCGUGCCAGGAGAGUCUUCUAUAGCUCGACACGAUGAUUUUGUAGUUCUGUAUCAAGAUCAAGAUGUAGUCGUCAUUGAUAAGCCAAGUAAUUUGAGAAUUUAUGCAAGUCAACAUUAUUCAGGAGAUACAGUUGAAAAAUUAGCACAAAUUCAAUUUGCUCAAAUGUUGUAUCGGACAGCACAAGAUGUGGAAGUGACAUCUGCUAUAGCAGCAGAAAAUCAUCAGAAUGUUAAAAAGAGAAAAUUUGAAAUGAAACUGACAAAAUCCAACGAAAGAAAAAUACGAUUCCCACAUCGAUUAGAUAUGGCUACCUCUGGCGUCUUGUGUAUUUCCAUGACAAGAGAGUCUUGUGCUUCUUUGAGCAAUAGCUUUGAACAAAAAUCAUCUCGAAAAUUCUAUUUAGCCCUUAUUCAUGGACAUUUUAAAAUGAAUGAUAUUCAAAAGAAUGAAUCCUUGAAAAAUAAUGUGAAAAUGAAUGGUGAAUGGAUUGAAAUUACAUCUUUUAUUGGACGAGAUGACAGUAUCAAUAAUGGAGACAAUUCAACGAGAGUGAUUUCAGUCGAAAAAUCUGAAGCAUUAGCUGCACAAGAAGACGACAGAGAAUAUGACCCUACUGGGAGAGGUUAUGUGAUGAAACAAUAUCUCACUCUUCCACCAGAGGAGUCAGUUCGAAAGAAAGCUCAUGCAACCAAACAGGAACGACAACAACACAAUUUUAGAGAAUCUUUAACUCAUUUGAAAAUUAUUAGUUAUGGGCACCUUUAUAAUGGUGAGCCUGUCACUAAGGUCUUGCUUCGACCUGUCACAGGUAGAAAGCAUCAACUUCGACUACACACCUCUCUUCUAGGACAUGCUAUCAUUGGUGAUGAAAUGUAUGGCAGUAGUACUAAAUCACAUUUGAAUGUGCAGCAACAGAAUGACCAUGUAACAAUGCAUGGCCAGAAAAGUAAUGAACACGAAAACAAUGAUCUCGUCAUGACAGAAAGCACAACCACUACAGACAUUUCAAACCAACAACACACCCUUUUGAAUCGAUUAAUGCUUCAUGCUUAUCAUUUAUAUAUUCCCAUUACAAAAGAAUAUUUGAGUAAUGAAAACAAUAUUGCAGAAAAAGCCACUUCAACAUCAGGACAAAGAGUCAUCAGUGUGACUACAAGAAAUCCUUUUCAAAAUAUCUAUCAUGAGGACUCGGUGUUGCUGGACGAGAACGAAUUAUUGAGCUCCGGUAGUUGA
This is a messenger RNA of Naegleria lovaniensis, 1437 nucleotides long. RefSeq lists its product as uncharacterized. Gene Ontology annotation, biological process: pseudouridine synthesis. The coding region runs from base 1 to 1437 and encodes 478 amino acids. Lineage: Eukaryota; Heterolobosea; Eutetramitea; Acrasida; Naegleriidae. Gene Ontology annotation, molecular function: pseudouridine synthase activity; RNA binding. The record is from RefSeq and is a predicted model, not a curated record. The transcript has a single exon.